GCCUCAGCCAUGUCGAUGCUACCGUCUUUCGGCUUCACGCAGGAGCAAGUGGCGUGCGUGUGCGAGGUUCUGCAGCAAGGAGGGAACCUGGAGCGCCUGGGCAGGUUCCUGUGGUCGCUGCCCGCCUGCGAUCACCUGCACAAGAACGAGAGCGUGCUCAAGGCCAAGGCGGUGGUCGCCUUUCACCGCGGCAACUUUCGCGAGCUCUACAAGAUCCUGGAGAGCCACCAGUUCUCGCCUCACAACCAUCCCAAGCUACAGCAGCUGUGGCUGAAGGCGCACUACGUGGAGGCCGAGAAACUGCGCGGCCGGCCCCUGGGCGCCGUGGGCAAGUACCGUGUGCGCCGAAAAUUCCCGCUGCCCCGCACCAUCUGGGACGGCGAGGAGACCAGCUACUGCUUCAAGGAGAAGUCGCGGGGCGUGCUGCGGGAGUGGUACGCGCACAACCCCUACCCCUCGCCUCGUGAAAAGCGGGAGCUGGCCGAGGCCACCGGCCUCACCACCACCCAGGUCAGCAACUGGUUUAAGAACCGGAGGCAGAGAGACCGGGCCGCCGAGGCCAAGGAAAGGGAGAACACAGAAAACAGUAACUCCUCCUCCAACAAGCAGAAUCAACUCUCUCCUCUGGAAGGGGGCAAGCCGCUCAUGUCCAGCUCCGAAGAGGAAUUCUCACCUCCCCAAAGCCCAGACCAGAACUCGGUCCUUCUCCUGCAGGGCAACGUGGGCCACGCCAGGAGCUCAAACUAUUCUCUCCCGGGCCUGGCGGCCUCGCAGCCCAGCCACGGCCUGCAGGCUCACCAGCAUCAACUCCAGGACUCUCUGCUUGGUCCCCUCACCUCCAGCCUGGUGGACUUGGGGUCCUAAGUGGGGAGGGGCUGGGCAUUGAAGGGGAUGGCUGGCCCCCCGCAACCAACCACAACGCCUAGGGACACUUGUAAAUAGAAAUCAGGAACAUGUUUGUAGCUUGUUGCUGGGGUCCUUUGCCCAUAAAGGAAUGGUGGACUUUCACAAAUGCCUUUCUAAAAAUCAAAGCCUGCAAUGAUUUCGGAUUUCGUCUCCCUCUUCUCGCCCACUCUUUUUCCCAUUUGUG
Molecule: messenger RNA, 1090 nt
Organism: Ochotona princeps (American pika)
Lineage: Eukaryota; Metazoa; Chordata; Mammalia; Lagomorpha; Ochotonidae
Product: homeobox protein SIX1
Exons: 2
Coding region: 10-864 (284 amino acids)
Biological process (GO): regulation of transcription by RNA polymerase II
Cellular component (GO): nucleus; transcription regulator complex
Molecular function (GO): RNA polymerase II cis-regulatory region sequence-specific DNA binding; DNA-binding transcription factor activity, RNA polymerase II-specific
Source: RefSeq, a predicted model, not a curated record